Zasmidium cellare ATCC 36951 is the source of this 1821-nucleotide messenger RNA. RefSeq lists its product as uncharacterized. NCBI's taxonomy places the organism in Eukaryota, Fungi, Ascomycota, Dothideomycetes, Mycosphaerellales, Mycosphaerellaceae. The transcript has 4 exons. The coding region runs from base 1 to 1821 and encodes 606 amino acids. The record is from RefSeq and is a predicted model, not a curated record.
AUGGACCACUCACCUCAUGAAGAUAUCGCCAAAAGGCCCAACGCGACGAGUACCCCUAACUUGAAAUUCCUCAACUACUCCCUCACAAAGAUCACACUUGACGCCGGCCUCCGCAUCUCCAAAGCAACUACAAACCUCUCCACCGCCAUCUGCGGUGCCAUCCUCCUCAUCCCUCGCACCGUCUCCGCCCAAGCAGAAGAUGGCUACGGUUACCCAAAUCUCACUCCCGCAGGCCCGAACUACGACGAUUUCAUCGCCGGCCCGGCCAACAGAAGCGACAAGGACGGCCAGAAAGUCCUCGCCGACGUCGACAACUUCCUCGCGUCAAGCCUGAACUGGAUCGCGUUCAAGCAACGCGCGGACCAGAUCCGAAAGUCUGGAAUCCAACAGGAUUGUAUUGGGAAUUUGUCGAUUGCGCUGACGGGCCUGGGCGGUGCGUAUCAGGCUGGCGCAUCUGGGGCGACGACGCUGUUGACCUUGUUGCCGACUGCGGGCGCCUUGAUCGGGACGCCCGUCACCGAGCUAUGGGUCUUGUAUAAGUUGAUGCCGCUCGCUGGGUUGAUUUCGAUGGUCCUCUCGCUGGGCGGGAACAUUGUCCCAGCCGAAGUGAAUGAAUACGAACGUGUGGCGGCAGACUUCACGUACAGCGGCAUGGUUGCGUCGAACCCGGAUCAGUACAAUGCUGUCAAGGUCGACGACGAUGAUGCCCUGCCGCCGGAUGCUGGCACGACCGAGGCGAAAGAGAAGAAGGAAGCCAUCAAGUUCGCGAAUCAGGUCGCUGCCAGGGCGAGACAUCCUAUUGAGUUGAGGAAGGCUCCUGUCAUUGUGGGUGGAAUCACAGUGCAGAUCUUCCUGUUGGGGUUGAUUAUGGUGGCUUGUUGGUUUAUGCAAGCAGGGAGCAUCGUUGUCUGGUGGUGCACAUUCUACCCCUGGAUGUACUUCUGGUACGGCUUCGUCGCACUAUCAUCGCUGCUUGAGAACCUCGCCGGCGUGCCCUUCACUCAUCAAUGGACAAUCCGCGUCUCUCGCGCGCCCAAAGUCGAAAUCUCCCCAGAUGUACCCUGGGCUAUUCCAGAGCCUGCGCCUCAGAUUCCAGAGAUCAGACACCAAACAGACAUUCAGCCCUCCGGUAGUAAAGGUCCCUCUGCAUUCUCCGAUGAGGUCGCUUACCACGGCCACCAGCUCACACCGUCAAACCACUCCAAUGCGAGCGGCGACGUCCCCACGUUCUACCCCUCGCGAUACUCGAGCGUGCCUCAACAGCCGUUCAGUGAAGGAGAGAUCCUGACUCGUCUCAAGAAAGGCUACAACACAUUCGGCAGGGUCGUCAUGGAGCCUAAUCGACCCUGGUCGGCUGCGAAGGACGCCUUCUAUGUCAUCAUCAGUGAAAGAGGCGUCGACUACUCUCACGCAUCCCUGAGAGUUUUCUCGAAGAUCCUCACCAUCGGCGUCUAUACGGUCGGGACGGCGAUGUUUGCGUCGAGCACUUUGGCUACGAUCCUCGUCGCUGUGGUGGUCGCCAGUCUGGUUAUCGUCGCCGGUGUCUUCGGUCGAGUGACUGCAAUGUGGAUGGCCAGCGAACUGAUGAAAGGUCGUCCGAUCCUUCAUAAAGUCGCCAAAAACCGCAAAGAAGCCGAGCUGUACAUCGAAGCCAUACUCAGAAAGCCUGACAUGGUCUUCGAGGUCCUCGGUCAUGUCAUUACCGAUGGCCGGAUUAUCAAACGGUACAGGAAGCCGUUGCGUUGGAGCUCGAUCUUGGGCGUAUUGGCGGACCCGUACGACAUCACCAAGCUGGCGACGGCUGGUUAUUCAAAGGUUUGA